Molecule: messenger RNA, 2852 nt
Organism: Hippocampus comes (tiger tail seahorse)
Lineage: Eukaryota; Metazoa; Chordata; Actinopteri; Syngnathiformes; Syngnathidae
Product: transcription termination factor 1
Exons: 11
Coding region: 350-2581 (743 amino acids)
Biological process (GO): termination of RNA polymerase I transcription
Cellular component (GO): nucleolus
Molecular function (GO): chromatin binding
Source: RefSeq, a predicted model, not a curated record
CGUAGCCUUGCCCUGACUAAUAUGGCGGCUGAGUUGACGUCCGGUCUUAAAACUUGGUAACACGCAUGACGCAUGCGGCUUCUGCAAACAGGAAGCAGUCGACGACGUGACCCGGAAACAGGAAAGAGUCGCGAGGUAAGGUAACCCGUUCUCUUUUUGCGCGCACUACACGCUGGAAGGUUUUCUUUCCAAGCAUCGUCAAACUUGAACUUUUUCAGCGUUGCCGCAACUUAAGAGCAAAACAGUUUGACGCGGAGUGUGCUCGUCCGCAAAUCGAAUUCGUCCUCUUGGCAGUCGACUCAACUUCAGGAAGACCACCACAGAACCUCUCUUCUAGUUUUGCUGAUCAAUGGAGGCAGCAUUGCCAUUAUGUGGCCUGUCGCCUUUUCCCCCGGCAGACAAAGAGAGACGCUCAGCAGUUCCCAGUCCUGUCGAUAUCUCAACACCCAACAUGAAGAAGAAAAAAAAGAAGAAACGUUUAGAAGACGACCACAGCCUUCUUCUCACUGAUGGGCAAGCUCUCAAACAGAAGAAGAAAAGAGAAGAAGAAGAAGAAGAAGACAAGCACAUGCAUGAAAAGAAGGAGAGAGAAGAAAGAGAUGAAAUCAACAUGAUUCCUGCCGAUGGGUCUACGCGCAAACAGAAGAAGAAAAUCCGAGACGAAGAAAACCGAGUUGUUCCGGCUGUGGGCCUCACUGACCAGGAGACGAAGAAAAAGAAAACGCAAGACAAAGUAGAGGAUGAUAACGUCCUUCUUCCUGCCAGUGCCUACACCCAAAAGGAGAAGAAGAACCUGGAAGAAGCCCACAGUGUUUUUCCUGCUGACAAGAGCAGCCGGAAGAAGAGGAAAAGGCAAGAGGAAAAAGACGACAUCGACGACAGCGUCUCUACUGCUGAUGAGCUCGCCUGCAAAACGAAGAAGAGCAAGAAAAUAGAAGAAGCAGAAGAUGACGACGGUGUUCUUCUUGCUGACGUGCAGAAAGAGAAGAAGAAGAAGAAGAAGAAGGAAAAAAGACAAGAGGAAAACAUGCUUCCCGUUGACUCGGCCGCCAACAAGCACAAGAAGAAGAAGAAGAAACGAGACGACGAAGAUGAAGAAAGCAUCUUUCCCGCCGAUGCGCACACCCAGACGAAGCAAAGAACAGUGGAAGAAGAAGGUGGCAUCCUUCUGCCCGGCGUGCAAGAGACGGAGGAAAUGAUGAGAAUGGAGGAAGAGGAGGUUGCCGCGGCGACCGAAGAAAUCAAUGGGUCCGAGGCGAGGGACGGCCCCGUCUCCCUGGAAACGGACGCAACCGUCAUCGGUGACGACGAUGACGUGCUUUCCCCAGUUUUGGUGGCGCAGUUGGAAGAGUUUGUCCCUAACGUGAGGACGAGGCCCUUGAGGGAGAUCAGGAAGUUGCUGCAUCACGACCUGCACCGCUUCCAAAUCUUCAAGGAGCAAGGCCUGCAAAUCCGUUGGGGGCGCUUCACUCGGGAGGAGAACCAGCGAAUCCGAGACAACAUGGCGCACCUCCUAUCCGUGACGGGCAUCGCCUCCACCGAACAGCUUCUCUUCCCGCACCGCUACAAGGACCUGGAGGCAGAAAUCAGGAAGCUGAAAAAGCAACAUAGCUUCAUCGAGGCCAUCGCCGAGGGAAUCCCCAGGCCGUGCAGGCAGGUUUUGACGCGUGCUUUGAAGCUCGACACCACGAACCACAUGGGAAAGUUCUCCGAGGAGGAGCUCCAGCAUCUGAUCAAGUUACAGAAGAUCCACGGCAACGAUUGGAGCAUCAUCGCCAAGAAGAUGGGCCGCAGCAAGUUCGCCUUGCAGAAACGCUUCGCCCAAACGUCGUCGGGUCGAGGCACUUGGACGUCGGAGGAGGAGGCCAGGCUGAAGGAGGCUGUCAAGGCUCACCUGGAGGUCAUGGCUCGACCAAGCUCGGCCGAUUCCAAGGACGGCCAGUUGACGCUGCGGCAGCUCUGCCAACGUUUGCCCUGGAUGGAGAUCAGCCAGUACGUGCGCACCCGAAACUGGAAUCAGUGUCGCCUGAAGUGGUUCAGUGUCCUGAGGUACCGACUGGCUGAGAAAACCCACAGGAAAAGUCCUAAAGGACUGAGGAUCAAAAUCCAGCUGAUCAGCACGUUGUACGCUUUGAAUAUUGAGGACGCCCGGGACAUCGAUUGGGAGGAGGUUUCUGAGAUCGUGGGCGGCGUGACUCCGGUUUGUGUCCAGAAGCUUUUCCGAAGCCUCAAAGUCUGCUACGUUCCCGGCUGGUCUCAGCUUUCCUACGGAGAGAUCAUCGACUUCCUGCAGGACCGCGUGGCGCCCCGGCUCCAAGACCAGCUGUGUCGCUACAGCCAAUACGUGGAGGAGGACGAGGCAGAGGAGCAACUACCCCCAAACGACUCGUACGCUCUCUUCGACAUCUUCACGUCCGGAGAAGACGGCGACUUUGUGGAAGUGGAUAACACUCAGCGAAGCAAACGCCGAUCGGACCGCUGGCUCGAAUGUGCGCCGAUUCCUUUCGAGGAAGUCACCCAAACCACGGGCGACGACGCUCAGCCUAACGGCCAAUCGGAACCUCUGACGUCAGACACGUGAACUCAGUUGAAACACCGCCAGUUGCAACGCUUGUUUGAAUGUGCACCAACCACUCACCCUGAGCAAGUGACAUCAUACUGACUUUUUUUUUAAUCUGUCUCAGUUCCAUGAACUGUUUUAAGUGUCCCCAGUGUGAGAGCUCCCUUCGCUUUCCUCACCGGAUUCAGGAAAUGCAUCUGAUACGCAGCCAUCUGUAGUUCAUACAGCUUGUUCUCAUUCGCUCAGUGCAGCUUGAGCGAGAGUUGGGACUGGCUAAAAUAAAGGCGAUGCG